AUGCGCUCGAACGCGCGCGAGAAGACGCGCAUGACGCGCAUGACGCGGUAUGUCCUCGUCGCGGUGACGACGUUGAGCGCGUGCGUCGUCUCAGCCGCGGAGAUCAAGCGGAACGGCGCGAGAGGGGUGGUACAGGAGCUCGUGUGGGCGGCGCACAGAUCCGUGAGCGAAUCGCGCGUCUUCAUGACUACGAACGCGCGCGAGGUGUUUUACUCGAGCGACAACGGGAAAACGUUUCAGGCGAUAUGCAAAGAAAACGUCCUGCGAGGAUGUGAGGAGCUGCGGUCGACGCCGAUGCUGAUCUCGCGAUUCGAUGACGACAGUGUCGGCGACUCGGACGCCGCAAAGGAAAUCUUGAUUCAAGACGCGGGCGGGAAAUACAUAUGGGCCUCGCCCGAUCUAGGAGACACGUGGAGAUCGCCGUGCGAGAAGGCGGAUGGAAGCGCGGGAUGCUUUGCAAACCCGGCGAAGUCGGUUCCGGGCGGUCGUGGGCGUAUCCUUGGAGCGAUUAAGCCGCACCCGAGACGCGCGGGCUGGUUCCUGGCCUUUGUCAAGACGUGCGACUCGUGGAAUCCGAGCAAGAAUACGGACUGCGCGCCGUUCCGCUUGCUCGCGAGCGGGGACUUCGGGAAGUCCUGGACGGACAUGAUGGCGAACUCGCGAGGGAAGAUUGCGUCCUUCAUGGAUUACGACUGGGGACCCGACGACGGAUCGUCUCCGACGCCAACGAUUUACGCCACCGCGUUCCGCAACGCCGCAGCGUUCACAGAUCAUCGAGAUGGGUGGGACUAUAACAUCGAUCUUUUACGAUCGAACGAUUUAUUCGCCUCCAUUGACGUGGUGGAACAGUGCGCGAACGCAUUUGAGAUUCUCAACGGUGACGUGUACUCGGCGUUGCCGCCGGAUUGCGAGGAUUUCCACAAGAAUCGAAAUCGUCCGUCCGCCAUCGAAUCGAGCGACGUCGUUUUGAAGAUCUCCACCGAUCUCGGUCAAACGUUCAACACCGCGUGCUUCCCGAUGAACAUGCCGAAGACCGGUUUUGUGAUUUACGACUACCACGCCGGCGACGCUGGACCGGAUUUCAUAUCGGUCGAUCACACUGAACAAAAUAUUAUUGAGGCAGCGGCGCCAAUGAACAAACUGUACGCCUCGGAUGAAUCGCUCCAGCUAUUCUCGUUGAGCAUGAAAACGCUCGUGCGUUCGCAGCAAUCGUUCGCCAUGCAAGACUUCGUCCCGGUGUACGGACUCGACGGUGUGUUUGUGGCGAAUCAAAUCAGCUACAAGGCGUUCAUCAGCGGCUUUCCGCCGGAGCGUUACAGCGACUUUUUCGAAUCGCGCAUCUCGUUCAACGGCGGCGGGACUUGGCACAAGAUUCCCGCGCCGGAGACAAACGCGGAAGGGGUCAAGUACCAGUGCUCGUCCGAUCAAUUUGACUGCGAGCGAUAUGGUUUGCAUCUGCACGGCGAGGUCGACUGGGAGGUUUCGGAGGAUUGGGAGGACAAAUUCGGGGGAGUGUACAGCAGACCGAGCGCGCCGGGGAUCAUCAUCUCCACCGGUAACGUCGGAGAUGCUCUCACAGACGACGUUUCACAAGUCAACACGUACAUUUCUCGCGACGGUGGCGCAACUUGGAUGGAGACUAAGCGAGGUGCAUACAUUUACGAGUUUGGCAAUCACGGCGGCUUACUCGUGAUCGCGAAGCAAUUCGAACCAGUGGACAAGGUCGAGUACAGCCUGAACGAAGGUAAGACUUGGGCCGCUAUACAGCUCGCUAGCAGGGUAUUUGUGCACAACAUCCGCGUCGAUCCUUCGGCCAAGGGACACGUGUUCAUCAUUCACGGCGCAACUGCCGCCGACGACGCCUCGGACCCGUCCCGUGGUUCGUACUUCGUCAUCAACUUUGACGAUAUUCUCGCCGAACAAAAGAUAAAAGUGUGCGCAGAUGGCGACUACGAGACGUGGAUGCCUGCCGCGCCCGGAAGUGGCGGGUGCCUCUUGGGGCAGCGGGUGCAAUUGAAGCGCCGCAAACUCAGCGUCGAGUGCUUCAACGAUGGCGACGCGUGGCGUGAAAAGCAAGUCGUCGGCACGUGUGCGUGCUCCCGUGUGUACGACACCGAGUGCGACUAUGGAAGUGAGCGCGUCUAUAACAUUCCAAACGCCAGCGACUGGCCGCAUUGCGUCACGAUGAGCGACGUGAAUACAAAAUGCCAAGCGCGAAGCCACGUGAGCGUGCGUCCGUCGAACCUUCGCAUCGUCUCCGGAGACAAAUGCUCGGGAGCCGCCGCCGUCCUGGGCGAUGACGAUCAUAAUGACCGACAUCAUCACCAUCGAGGUCAUUUAUUCUUCCGCGUUCUAAUGUUCGUCACCGUGUUUGGCGUCGUUGUGUUCGGAGCGCUGUACGUGCGUCAAAACUACGACCUCGGCACGCUGUCGACCACAUUCCCGAAUGCCGCGCGAAACGCGGUGAACACUGCGUACGACAAGGUGCGAGACAUAUUCGGGAAGCGAGAACACGCGACGCCGCCUGGAUACUUCGAGCCGCUCGGCGACUUCGCGGCGGAGGACGAAAUCUAA
Messenger RNA from Ostreococcus tauri, 2574 nucleotides. RefSeq names its product VPS10. The coding region runs from base 1 to 2574 and encodes 857 amino acids. Gene Ontology annotation, cellular component: membrane; Golgi apparatus. NCBI's taxonomy places the organism in Eukaryota, Viridiplantae, Chlorophyta, Mamiellophyceae, Mamiellales, Bathycoccaceae. The record is from RefSeq and is a predicted model, not a curated record. The transcript has a single exon. Gene Ontology annotation, biological process: post-Golgi vesicle-mediated transport.